GGCCUAACUUGGAGUUCUUCAAUUUUAAAUAAUCACUUUUGUUUGUUGUUUUCCAUUACACAUCAGAAAUGGCUGGAGAAACAGAAAGGUGGUUAUGUUCAGAGCUUGCAAAGUUUGGUUUAGCAGAAGAAAAUGCCCAAUAUGUUUUGUCUAUGGAUGAUGUUAAUGACAGAAAAGAAUACUUGCAAGGAGUUCUAGACUUUUCAGAUUCUCAUGUUAAAAAUUUCUUUGAUGAGUUAAGCAAACGCUUUGUUAUUAAAUCAAAUCAUAAUAUGCAGGUUUAUCAAAAACAAAAAGAUAUAGAGUUUGUUGGGAAGCCAAAAUCUAAAAAGAAGCAAAAAUUACCACCAAAUGACUUGUCUACCUCUUCCAGUAAUCAAGCAAUACAAAAACCCCAAGUCUUUCAAGAAAUAAAUGGUUUUUCAACUGCUUCGAAUUUUAAUGCUGAAAUAGGAGUUGGCGCCAAAAAGAAAACUAAGUUUGUUCCAUUAUUCAGUACAGAGGGACAGGCCAAGUCAGUUGUUCAGUUGCCUGGUCGACACAUAUGUGAAUGUCAAUCAGCAAAGCACAAACUAAUUAACAACUGCAUACAGUGUGGACGUAUUGUAUGUGAGCAAGAGGGUGCUGGCCCGUGUGUGUUUUGCGGUGCACUUGUUUGUACUCCUGAAACACAACAGUUAAUUGAUAGUGGAACUAAAAAGGGGGAAAAAGUGCGUCAAAAACUAAUGAAUGGUGGAGGUCUUCCAGCUCAUUUGAAUGUCGAGGCAGAGAGCUCUUCGUUGUUUCCUGUCAUUAGGCAUUCUAAACAAGAAUUUGAAAAAGCUGUUCAGCAUAGAGAUAAACUUUUAGAGUUUGAUAAAAACAGUGUCAGAAGAACUCAGGUGAUAGACGAUGAAAGUGAUUACUUUGCGACAGACUCUAACCAGUGGCUAAGUAGUGAAGAUAGAGAAAAACUUCGUAAACGUGAUGAAGAGCUCAGGAAAUCACGCCAUGGUUCUAGACUAGAAAAGAAAUUUACCUUUGACUUUGCUGGGAGAAGAAUUAUUGAGACAGAAGACGACAGUGCUAAAAAAAUGUACAGCUUGGAAGACUCUAUAGUUCAGCAGGUGCACUAUGGAAAGGUUGCUGCUCAAAACACCCCAGAGUUUCACAACAAAGAUUUUCAGCCAUUGAAGUUUUUGGAAACCAAUGAACCCGGUCGCAGCAUCAAGCAACCUCUUGAGUCUGGCUUCAAGAAAGCUGUGAGUAGGAUUCAGGAUAAAGAACUGCAGGAAAUGUCUGAUGAAGGAAUGUGUUUAAGCAUGCACCAGCCUUGGGCGUCAUUGCUAGUUGCUGGCAUCAAGAUGCAUGAAGGAAGAGGCUGGUACACUGCUCACAGGGGCAGGCUUUGGAUAGCAUCCACAGCUAAGACCCCUUCGUCUGAUGAAAUCAAGGAGCAUGAGAAUAUCUAUCGUCAUAUCUAUAAUGAUGCUUCAAUAGAAUUCCCCAGUAGUUACCCAACUGGCUCCCUACUUGGGUGUGUUAAUGUUGAUGACUGUCUUUCUCAGGAUGAAUAUAGAGAACAGUUCCCCAAUGGAGAGUCUUCAUCUCCUUAUGUUUUUAUCUGCUCCAACCCUAGACAGUUGAUUGUCAAAUUUCCUAUUAAAGGCAAGCAUAAAAUAUAUAAAUUAGAGCAAAACAUUCAUCAAGCUGCUAAAAAGGGAAUUAGGUAGCAGUAAUCCAAGUUUCUAUGGAUAUCUGCUACAAGAUUUUACAAGAGAUGUUUUUUUAAACUGUAAGAAAAUCAUCAUAAAACAAAUAACUUAUUGUGAUUCACACUGUACCCACUAGGCCUAUCUGACCUAAUAAAGUCAACAUUAUUUAUGCUAUCAA
This is a messenger RNA of Physella acuta, 1872 nucleotides long. RefSeq names its product activating signal cointegrator 1. Gene Ontology annotation, biological process: rescue of stalled cytosolic ribosome. The record is from RefSeq and is a predicted model, not a curated record. NCBI's taxonomy places the organism in Eukaryota, Metazoa, Mollusca, Gastropoda, Physidae. Gene Ontology annotation, molecular function: zinc ion binding. Gene Ontology annotation, cellular component: RQC-trigger complex; nucleus.